UCAGCAGACAGCUCACAGCAGACAAGAAAAAAAAUCCCUCUCUCAAACGAAAAGCCCGCCGCACUCGUAUCCUUAUCUAUUUUUGUCCCAAGAGAACAAUAUUCUUCGCAGUCACAUUCUGCAGCGGAAAAUCCAAGUAGACCUUGCCGGCGACCGGUAUUCCAACGCACGCUACAUUUCGUCAGUUGUAUCUGAGCAGUGAAAGUGAACGGUUUUCGUUGGGAACGCCUACAGUGUACCUUGUACUAACAGAUUUCAAAUUUUUGUGUCAAACCGCUAAACAACUAGAGCAACAAAAAAUGGCCCUCGCCGAAAGCACCACCAAGACUGAAAUGACCAUUACCGAAUCAUCGACUCCGGUCAUCUCGAAGGAAGUCGUCGUCGAGCGGUCUUCGGCCGGACUUUCCGAGAAGAGUGUCACCCAAUCCAAGAGCUACGGUGCCAGCAGCGAGAAGGAAAUCGUCGAAGAGGGUGCCAACUCCCUUUCCAAGACUGUCGAAAAAUCCGAAUCUGCCUUUGCAUCGGAACGCAGCGUAUCGUCCAAGGUGACCGAUACGGGAUCCCUAAACUCAUCCUCGUCGCUGCUGUCUUCCUCGUCGGUUGUCAGCUCCGUUUCAAGCAGCAAGGUCGUCUCCUCGUCGUUCAGCUCGAACACCUCCUCCAGUCUAUCGAGCAUUAAGUCAUCUUCGUUCGAUUCCAGCAGUGCCAUCGAUGAGUUCUUCAAAAACUAAUAACCAUGACAUUUUCUGUUUCGAAUGAAACACGUGUGAUUGCUUGAUAUAAUUCGAUAAAUAUGGAAUACUCGUUCGAUUGUAGACACAUUUUUCGUAUCCCGUUUCCUGUGAGGAAUUUUUAUUUUCAAAUGCAUUAUAUGUAUCCUAUAAGAAAUCAAAUAAAAA
Molecule: messenger RNA, 899 nt
Organism: Ochlerotatus camptorhynchus
Lineage: Eukaryota; Metazoa; Arthropoda; Insecta; Diptera; Culicidae
Exons: 2
Coding region: 300-731 (143 amino acids)
Source: RefSeq, a predicted model, not a curated record